Molecule: messenger RNA, 4725 nt
Organism: Cadophora gregata
Lineage: Eukaryota; Fungi; Ascomycota; Leotiomycetes; Helotiales; Ploettnerulaceae
Exons: 2
Coding region: 434-4414 (1326 amino acids)
Molecular function (GO): protein binding
Source: RefSeq, a predicted model, not a curated record
UCACUGGUAAGCUUUAAUGAACGAUAAGAUAAAUCUCUAGUGGCAAGACGAUGUAGACCUUUGCUAUACCAACUUGUGUCAGGGAUUUUUGAUCCAGAAGAUGAGGCGCCGACGUAGUUCCUCCCUGGUGACUGCAAUGGUUUGCCGAAUUUUCCGGCGCAAAUCUGCCUCGCCGCAGCCUCUCAUCUGUCCAUCACGCAUCGCCACUGUCAGCGUGUCGCAAGAAUCUGGCACCUCAUAUCCACUUCCUUCUCCCAGUAUCAUAGCUUUUCCCAAACAACCAUAAAUAUUAAAUUUCUAAAGCAAGAACAUACUUUUCUGCAUAAUACGGUCGAAUCAAGCUCUUCACAACCUCGUAUGGAAACAGAGACCUAUUUUUACUGCAGUUUUUGAACGUUGAACUCAAACGGCCCUGCAUUCGAUAUUGUAUGAAAUGGCCGACCCUUUUGGCACAGGAGCUGGGAUCAUCGGAGUUCUCAGUCUCGCUCUGCAAAUCACAAAGGUAGUGGUCCAAUUAGGGCUGGAUUGGAAAGACGCACCAGAAGCAGUCAAGGCUUUCAUAGCUGAACUUCGAACCCUGAGAACUGUAUUGUCCGAAUUGCAUACCAAUAUCCUUCUCAAUCCAGAUUUCGCGGAAGCGUUUCAACACCGACCCUCAGUACUCCUCUCGCAGCUUGGCCCCGAUGCUUCCUCUACCAGUGACACGAAAAACAUGCUCGAAAUAUGUCACAAGGAGCUAGAGUCCUUGCUCAUGGAGCUAAGUCAGAGAAGUCAAGGACACCGGCUAAGCUGGGAGAGACUGAAAGGGGCUUUCCUAGCUAACCAUACACGAGAAUCAAUCCAGAUCCUCUCUCGGCAAUGCAAGUCGCUCGACAGCAUACUCUGGAUUGACGUGGCCGCCUUAGGAGCAACUAUCCAUAAAGAGGUCAGAGAAGGAAGAAGAGAACAGCAGGAGUGGCAUGAAGCUGACAACAAAAUUACAUUGGCUAUCCGAGACAGCCUAGAUCGUGGUAAUGAACAACAAGAGCAUCGAGAGCGAGAGCAGAAUCGGCAGGCUAUCCUGGACUGGAUUACCCCGAUCACCUAUUCAUCAGACCAAAGUGACUUCCUUAGCUAUCGACAGGAAGGAACUGGCCAAUGGCUUUUGGGUUGUGUCGAGUUCCAACAGUGGUUGCACACUGAUCGAUCAACACUGUUUUGUCCAGGCAUUCCUGGAGUGGGCAAAACAAUCAUGACCGCCGUUGUGAUCAACGAUUUAGCUACUCGAUUUACCGAAAACUCAACUAUUGGUAUCGCGUACAUCUUCUGUAAUUUUCGACGGCAAGGCGAACAGAGGCCCAAGGAUCUCCUCGAAAGUCUGCUUAGACAGCUUGCUGAAAGUCAGGCUUGCCUGCCGGAAAGUCUGUUCUCUCUUUACGAAAAGCACAAGGCAAGGCGUACGCGCCCAUUACUUGACGAGAUCUUCACAACUUUGCGAUCGGUGGUUGCUGCGUUUUCGAAGACUUUCAUCAUAAUCGAUGCAAUGGAUGAGUGCCAAGUAUCGAAUGGACAUCGAUCAAGGUUCCUAUCACAAAUCUUUGGUCUUCAAAGCGUGACUGGGGCAAAGCUCUUCGCAACCUUUCGGAAGGAUGUGGGCAUCGAAGAAGACUUCAAGGGACAUCUCUGCUGCGAAAUUCGCGCCAGUGAUGGAGACGUACUGAAAUACCUAAACGGCCAAUUGCCACUGCUCCCCAAAUGUGUUUCGAGCAGACCUGAACUAAAGGAGGAAAUCAAGGGUGUCAUUACAAUGGCUGCUGGGGGAAUUUUUCUCUUGGCAGAGCUUUAUCUCCGUGAACUUGAGCAGUUGAGGGUUCCGAAGGCUAUUAGGACGGCUUUAUCUCAAUUCAAAAUCGAAGCUCAGGAUUCCAGCGAAAAUAAGAAGUUCAAGGUUUUGUUGAAAGUAUACGAUAGAGCCAUGGAUAGGAUUAUCAAACAAGGAAACGAUUCGGGAGUGCUUGCCAAGAAGGUUCUGUCCUGGAUCACUCACGCGACAAGACCACUGACGGUUUUGGAGCUCCGGUAUGCAAUAGCCGCAGAAUACGGUGAGCUUGAGCUAGAAGAGGACAAUCUCCCAGCAAUUGAAGACAUUGUUUCUGUGUGUGCCGGAUUGGUCACAGUGGAUAAAGAGAGUAAUAUCGUCCGUUUAGUCCACUACACAGCACAGGAAUACUUCGACCGCACUCAAAGGCGCUGGUUUCCCACUGCAGACUCGGAUAUUGCAAUGAUCUGUAUCUCGUACCUCUCAAUUAGUGCCUUCGAAGGCGAGAUCUGUCCAAAGGCUGACGAUUUUGAGAAGUCAUUGCAGUCAAAUCAGUUUUUUGAGUACGUCGCCCAAAGCUGGGGCCAUCAUGCUCGAAAGGGGGGUUCAAAUCCUGAAUUGGACACCUCGGUGCUGCAGUUCCUCGAGAGCACAGUCAAGGUUGCGGCCGCCGGUGAAGCUAUGCUCACACAUGGAAAUCACCCUGGCCAUCGUCGAAAGGCUCCCAGGGGAAUCCAAGGAUUGCAUCUUACAGCGUACUUUGGCUUGCGAAAUGUAGCAUUUGAGCUGCUAAAGAAGGGCUAUGAUCAAGGAGUCAAAGAUGCUGAUGGCUGUACACCAUUGAUGUGGGCCGUAGACUACGGGCAAGAGGAAUUGGUAGGAAUGUUGCUAGCAGAGGGCUCAGGUACUGGUACUUGUGACACGUUGAGACGAACAGCACUGCACCAUGCUGCAUCAAUUGGCCAGAUCACGUCCAUACACCUCCUCAUUCAACACCAGGCAGACGUGGAGGCGCGAGAUUUGCAAGGACAGACACCUUUACUUGUUGCAAUCAGUAAGGGCCAGAAGGCGGCGGUUGAGCUUUUGCUACGUGCUGGUGCCGAGGUGACCGCCUUCGAUGGAGAGAGAAAAGGUGCCUUGCAUUUGUCGAUCGAGAGCGAAUUCUUCGGCAUUGAAAUGGUGGAAUUACUAUUAGCGCAUGGCGCACCUUUUGAUAUAACCGAUGUCAACAACAUGACACCACUACAUUGUACUAUACAGUUCAAUCGCAGAGACAUCGCGAGCAUACUACUUAACGAUGGAGUGGCCGUUGAUUUAAGAGUGCAGAGGAGGAGCUGGAUUCCAAGGCUUAUACGUGGAUCUACUGUCUACGAACCCAACAUUGCAGACACAGCUCAAAGGGUUGUCACUGACGAUCUAAGAGGGUUGACUCCACUCCAUUUCGCGGCAUUAGUCGGCGACACAGGGAUGACGGAAUUCUUUCUCGGUCACGGUGCCGAUCCUAAUGCACUCUCCCAUUAUGGAGAGACACCACUACAUCUAGCGCUCUCCAGGAGUAUCCAGGGCUCUAAAUAUAGAGAUUCAUGGAAUGAGUCUCGUUGGAGACUGGAAUCUUUGUGGGAUGUUGUGGAAUUCCAUGACGAGGACGUACAUGAUGAUGUGGCCACUCAAAUCACUACCACACGAAGAGAUUUGGUUGAGAUUCUUCUCAGAGAUGAUAGGACCAAUGUCACGUUUCAGGACGCUCAAGGUUUAUCGGUGUUACACACAGUAAACUAUACAGAGCUGGACUCGCCACAUAUCAUUCGAAGCUUAAUUCAGAAAGGGGUUAGAGUCGCUGCCUGUAACUUGAAGAGACAGACGGCAUUACACCUGGCGAGCUUAGCAGGGCAUCUUGAUACAGUAAAAGUCCUCGUCUCCCAUGGCUCUGUCAUAGAAAUGGCGGACAAUGAGGGCAGAACUGCACUCCACUAUGCUGCCAAAAGUCGCAGCCCACAGACCGUCAUAUCUAUCAUUGAAGCGUAUCAAGGAGAGAUUCCUGAUUUCUUGAACAUCCGAGACAAUUUCGGGAGAAAUGCCUUACACCACUCGGUCGGAGACUCCUGCUCUGUUCAAUUUGAUAUGGUGCGGACGCUAUUGAAUCUAGGAGCCAAUGCCAACAACACAGAUGACGAUGGAAAUUCGCCAUUGGCGCACUAUCUAAGCCAAUUCCGCUUUUUCAUCGACCUGUCAAUCUGCCAGCUACUACUUAGUCAUGGAACUCGUGCAAAAUCUGUCAAUAAAGCGGGGGAGACUCUGGCCGAAUCAUAUGCAAUGUUUGGGGAAGUGGAUGUUGAAGUCCUAGAGCUCUUAAAAGACUACGACGUGGAUAUAGACAAGGUGGACUCCAGGGGGAUGAAUCUGCUUCACACAAUUGCGCUUGGAGGGUCGCUUACGGAAGAGGCUCUUAUAUAUCUCCUCAGGAUUUCUCACAUUCGUCAGGAAACAACGGAUUACUUUGGCAAGACAGCUUUACAGUACGCAACAGAAGAAGCAGACCGAGAGCGGCAUCCACUCCUGUUUGACUCUAAGCGUUGGUCGAGGACGGCAGAUAUAUUACGGAUGCAUGCUACGUAGUAUAUGCUUUGACCUAGAGUGGGAUUGACGCGCUCCUACUUCAGUUUUCUUACAUGCUUCGCACACUUGCAAUCUAUGCUAUCUCUUGCACAAUUUUGCAAGCAAUCAUUCCGAGGGCACACUGGAAGAUGACUGUGUCGACAGGAUGUUGACACAGUACAGGGGGUUAUGGAAGUCGAGAGAUGCGAACGGACGUGUUGAGGGUGUCAUGUCAUAUGCAGUUCGCACGUGGCCCCAGUAAGGAAUGGGCCACCGUAUUAGUACUAAAUAUCCAUACACCAGCCAAUGUGUCAGUCAAUGCAUCCGGUCCU